CUUUAUUGCAAAUUGAGUGUUGAUGUCAAGUGUAGAUUCGCUGGUUCUGAGAGCUCGUUCUGCAAUGGGACUCGAGUAAGACCGUGGCGCGGAAGCGAGCACUCCGGACAAGGUGUAUGAGGUGUGAUGGCGUCGUGCUCUGAGGCCUGUAACUCAGGGUCUGGAUGUGGGGCAGGGUUCUCAGGCUGUGAGGUAGGUUCUAGCUGUGCCUGUCCGCAGUUUGGGGUGCGUUCCUACCUGCACCAUUUCUAUGAGGGGUGCAGCACUGCAUCAGGGUGGGAGAGAGACCCUAAGGGAGUGGGGGACGUCCAGACCUUGAGAUCGCCCCUGAGGUGGAGCUCAGCACUCUGGAAGGUCUCUCUGGCCCUUGGUCUCCUGAUGGUGACCUCUGGUCUGGUCAGUCUGUCCGUGGGUUACUCCGGCCCCACCAGGAUCGAGUCCUUCGGGGAGGGGGACCUCCUCUUCAUAGACACCCAGGCUGUCAGUUUUAACAGGGGUCUGCAUCACUGCGUGGCGGCCGGGAUCGGUCUCACCUGCCUGGGAACGGGUCUGACCGUGGCGGGCCUCCUUUUCUGGUCUUUCUCCAGGAGCCGAUUGAAGGAGAGGCUAUAUCGGAGAGAGAGAGAGAAGAAGGGAGGGGUGGAGUGUGGAAAGAAGGGAGGGAUAGAGGGGGGGAUCUGUGGCAGGCUCUACAGCAGUUGA
Molecule: messenger RNA, 702 nt
Organism: Oncorhynchus tshawytscha (Chinook salmon)
Lineage: Eukaryota; Metazoa; Chordata; Actinopteri; Salmoniformes; Salmonidae
Product: neurensin-1
Exons: 5
Coding region: 127-702 (191 amino acids)
Biological process (GO): nervous system development
Cellular component (GO): neuronal cell body; neuron projection; transport vesicle
Source: RefSeq, a predicted model, not a curated record